AUGAAUCUACUCAAGACUGGCACUUGGAGAAACAACACUGCACCUUCCUGGCUUCUGAAAUUCAGUUUUCUUUGGCUGUUUAGUCAGAACUGUUGUAGAGCGAGUGCUGGUUGGACGGCGUACAUGAACAUAUCGUUCCACAUUGGGAAUCGCAUGGUGUCAGAGUUGGGGGAGACUGGAGUAUUUGGAACAAGCUCUGCUUUGAAGAGAAUGAUGGGAGUUAUAGUGCCACCAGAGGGAAAACCCCAAAAUGCAUGUAAUCCCAAAACCAGUUUCAGCCGAUCAAAGAACUCAGAGAAGUGGCUCGCACUUAUUGAACGAGGAGGUUGUACCUUCACACAGAAAAUUAAGGUGGCAACCGAGAAGGGAGCCAGUGGAGUGAUCAUCUAUAACUUUCCAGGAACUGGCAAUCAGGUUUUCCCCAUGUCUCAUCAAGCAUUUGAAGAUAUCGUUGUGGUGAUGAUUGGUAACUUAAAAGGCAUGGAAAUUUUGCAUUUAAUUCAGAAGGGCGUUUACGUCACAGUCACGGUUGAAGUAGGGAGAAAACGCAUCCUAUGGAUGAAUCACUACUUUGUUUCUUUCAUGUUCAUCACAAGCACUAUGUUAAUAUAUUUCAUCUCUUAUCAUAUUCGAAGACUUUGGGUAGCAAGGAUUCAGACCAGGAGGUGGCGGCGAUUAACAACAGAUCUCAAGAAAGCAUUUGGCCAGCUCCAAGUUCGGGUAUUAAAAGAGGGGGAUGAGGAAGUAAAUCCAAAUGGAGAUAGCUGCAUAGUUUGCUUUGAACUUUAUAAGCCUAAUGAUACAGUUUGUAUUCUGACUUGCAAACACUUUUUCCACAAGAAUUGCAUUGAUCCCUGGAUUCUAGCCCAUGGGACAUGUCCCAUGUGUAAAUGUGACAUUCUUAAAGCUUUGGGGAUUCAAAUAGAUGUUGAAGAUGGAACAGAAUCUUUGCGAGUUCUAAUGUCCAGUGCGUUACCUGAAACCCUAUCACCUAAUGAAGAGGAGACAAAUAUUGAGCCUCCUUCAGCAAGAAUGUUAGAUAAAGUGACCCAUGUGGAGGAGAACCCUACUUCACAGAAUGACAACCAACCUAAUUCAGUCUUUCUAAAGAGUGACCGAGUGGCCAGAAUGGUUCAGAGUGGAGGGUGUUCUGCUAAUGAUUUCAGAGAGGUGUUUAAGAAAAACAUAGAAAAACGUGUGAGGAGUUUGCCAGAAAUAGAUGGCUUGAGCAAAGAGACAGUGCUGAGCUCAUGGAUUGCCAAAUAUGAUGCCAUUUACAGGGGUGAAGAGGACUUGUGCAAACAGCCAAAUAGAAUGACCCUAAGUGCUGUGUCUGAACUUAUUCUGAGCAAAGAACAACUCUAUGAAAUGUUUCAGCAGAUUCUGGGUAUUAAAAAACUAGAACACCAACUCCUUUACAAUGCAUGCCAGCUGGAUAAUGCAGAUGAACAAGCAGCCCAGAUCAGAAGGGAACUUGAUGGUCGGCUGCAAUUGGCAGAGAAAAUGGCAAAGGAAAGAAAAUUCCCCAAAUUUAUAACAAAAGAAAUGGAGAAUAUGUACAUAGAAGAGUUGCGGUCUUCAGUGAAUUUGCUAAUGGCCAAUUUGGAAAGUCUUCCAGUUUCAAAAGGUGGUCCAGAAUUUAAAUUACAAAAAUUAAAACGUUCACAGAAUUCUGCAUUUUUGGACAUAGGAGAUGAGAAUGAGAUUCAGCUAUCAAAGUCUGACGUGGUGUUGUCAUUCACUUUGGAGAUUGUUAUAAUGGAAGUGCAAGGUUUGAAGUCAGUUGCUCCGAAUCGAAUUGUUUACUGUACAAUGGAAGUGGAAGGGGGAGAAAAACUGCAGACAGACCAAGCUGAAGCCUCAAGGCCACAAUGGGGAACUCAAGGAGAUUUUACCACUACCCAUCCUCGGCCUGUGGUCAAAGUAAAACUCUUCACAGAAAGCACUGGGGUCCUGGCCUUGGAAGAUAAAGAACUGGGAAGGGUGAUAUUAUACCCAACUUCUAAUAGCUCCAAGUCAGCUGAAUUACACCGAAUGGUAGUUCCAAAAAAUAGCCAGGACUCUGACUUAAAAAUCAAACUGGCAGUGCGAAUGGAUAAGCCACCACAUAUGAAGCAUAGUGGAUAUCUGUAUGCCCUUGGACAGAAGGUUUGGAAAAGAUGGAAAAAACGUUACUUUGUUCUUGUUCAGGUUAGCCAGUACACCUUUGCUAUGUGCAGUUAUAGAGAAAAAAAGUCUGAACCACAAGAAUUAAUGCAGCUUGAGGGGUACACCGUGGAUUAUACAGAUCCUCACCCAGGCCUUCAGGGUGGUCAUAUGUUCUUUAAUGCUGUUAAAGAAGGAGACACUGUAAUAUUUGCCAGUGAUGAUGAACAGGACAGAAUAUUAUGGGUUCAAGCCAUGUACAGGGCCACAGGUCAAUCAUAUAAGCCAGUUCCUGCAAUUCAAACCCAGAAGCUGAACCCUAAAGGAGGAACUUUCCAUGCAGAUGCUCAGCUUUCUGGUAAAGAUGCAGACCGUUUUCAGAAACAUGGUAUGGAUGAGUUUAUUUCUGCUAAUCCUUGCAAGCUUGACCAUGCCUUCCUUUUUAGAAUACUUCAGAGGCAGACUUUGGAUCACAGACUGAAUGAUUCCUAUUCUUGCUUGGGUUGGUUUAGCCCUGGCCAAGUCUUUGUGUUAGAUGAGUACUGUGCCCGUUAUGGUGUGAGAGGCUGUCACAGACAUCUCUGCUACCUUACAGAACUGAUGGAACAUUCAGAAAAUGGUGCUGUCAUUGACCCAACCCUACUCCAUUACAGCUUUGCAUUCUGCGCCUCUCAUGUGCAUGGAAACAGGCCUGAUGGAAUUGGAACUGUUUCAAUGGAAGAAAAAGAGAGAUUUGAGGAGAUAAAAGAGAGACUGUCUUCCCUUUUAGAAAAUCAGAUAAGCCAUUUUAGGUAUUGUUUUCCCUUUGGACGACCUGAAGGUGCUCUGAAAGCUACACUUUCAUUACUUGAAAGGGUUUUAAUGAAAGAUAUUGCCACUCCCAUACCAGCAGAAGAGGUGAAGAAAGUGGUCAGAAAAUGUCUGGAGAAAGCUGCCUUGAUCAAUUACACUAGACUCACAGAAUAUGCCAAAAUAGAAGGCACAGCAGAAAAGGAAACAGAAACCAUGAACCAGGCAACUCCUGCUAGAAAGCUGGAAGAGGUCCUUCAUCUAGCAGAGCUCUGCAUAGAAGUCUUACAGCAGAAUGAAGAGCAUCACGCAGAGGGAAGAGAGGCAUUUGCCUGGUGGCCUGAUUUAUUAGCUGAGCAUGCAGAGAAAUUUUGGGCUUUAUUCACAGUGGAUAUGGAUACUGCGCUGGAGGCUCAACCACAAGACUCCUGGGAUAGUUUUCCUCUUUUCCAACUGCUUAAUAAUUUCCUCAGAAAUGACACACUUUUGUGUAAUGGAAAAUUUCACAAACACUUGCAAGAAAUCUUUGUGCCCUUGGUUGUCCGCUACGUCGAUCUCAUGGAGUCCUCCAUCGCCCAGUCCAUUCACAGAGGCUUUGAGCAAGAGACAUGGCAGCCUGUCAAGAAUAUCGCCAACAGUCUUCCCAAUGUAGCUCUUCCAAAAGUUCCAAGUCUGCCUCUUAAUCUUCCACAGAUUCCUAGUCUUUCUACUCCUUCGUGGAUGGCUUCUUUAUAUGAGUCCACCAAUGGCUCAGCCACAUCAGAAGACCUUUUCUGGAAACUCGAUGCACUGCAAAUGUUUGUCUUUGAUCUACACUGGCCAGAACAAGAAUUUGCCCACCACUUAGAACAAAGACUUAAACUAAUGGCCAGUGAUAUGAUAGAGGCCUGUGUCAAAAGAACAAGAACUGCAUUUGAACUCAAGCUGCAAAAGGCAAGCAAAACAACUGACUUACGCAUUCCAGCUUCCGUGUGUACAAUGUUUAAUGUAUUGGUUGAUGCCAAAAAGCAAAGCACCAAACUCUGUGCCCUGGAUGGAGGACAAGAGCAACAGUACCAUUCAAAAAUAGAUGAUUUGAUUGACAACACUGUAAAAGAAAUCAUUUCACUGCUAGUUUCAAAGUUUGUUUCAGUGUUGGAAGGGGUGUUGUCUAAGCUGUCGAGGUAUGAUGAAGGCACUUUCUUUUCAUCCAUUCUGUCAUUUACUGUAAAAGCAGCUGCAAAAUAUGUUGACGUUCCAAAACCAGGAAUGGAUCUGGCAGACACCUAUAUUAUGUUUGUUCGGCAAAACCAGGAUAUUCUUCGAGAAAAGGUCAAUGAAGAAAUGUAUAUAGAAAAGUUGUUUGAUCAAUGGUACAGCAGUUCCAUGAAAGUCAUUUGCGUGUGGCUGGCUGAUAGAUUAGACCUCCAGCUUCAUAUUUACCAACUGAAGACGCUCAUCAAGAUUGUGAAGAAAACAUAUAGGGACUUCCGACUGCAGGGUGUGUUGGAAGCAACGCUGAACAGUAAGACAUACGAUACUCUGCACAGACGUUUAACAGUAGAGGAGGCCACAGCCUCCGUUUCAGAAGGAGGACUUCAGGGCAUUACUAUGAAAGACAGUGAUGAAGAGGAAGGCUGAGAACACAGCUCUGGAGAAGGAAGGAGGACUUUGACAUUGUUUUUUUGUACCCUGUCCUUGUAAUUACAUUUAUUGUUUUGACCAAAUAAAUAUGCUUGUAUUUCUUUAAAAAGUAAACGAGUGAAAGGGGGAAAUGCCAAGUAUUUUCUUUUUAAGAAGAUCAUCCUCUUUUAUUUAGCUUAACCUAAGUGAGCUUUGGCUCUGUUUGUGAUUGGAACAUGGGCUUUUUUUUUUUUUUUAAAGCAGAUUUAACCUUUUAUUCUGUAAUUACAUCAAAGUAAUGUCCUGUGUGCCAAGUGAGAUAUGUAUUUCUCAUACUGUAAUAUUGUGAGAAGAAGCCACUUCUGAUCACUGCGCCAACUCUAUCGUACUCUCGUUAAAAUGGUGUGUACCUUAUGGUUUAUAAUUUGUGUGCAAGGUUUGUUUUGUAGUUAAUUUGCCAUUGUUGUGAUGUGUAUAAAUCUUUAACCUUGGUUCUUAGUAUUCUGAAUUGAUCUGCAGGUGUAUUCCUGGGCUUAAAGGACUUCCAAACCCAAAUAUAGGCUAGAUUAUCCAAUGAGCUCAUGUCUUGUUCCAUUCUGAGUAUUCCUUCUUUCAACCGUAAAAAAUCCUAAGGUGUGGGGUAGUAAGCGUGCCUCCAUCACUGUACCUUAUUCUCCCACUUCUAAGUGUAACCGCUUGCAGGCAAUAAAAACCCAUUUGGUCAAAACCACUUCUGUAUUUAUUAGACUUGUAUAGAAUAAAUGCAGUAAAAGAGGUUUGCAGUAUUUCAAGCAUCCCAA
This is a messenger RNA of Galeopterus variegatus (Sunda flying lemur), 5336 nucleotides long. It is a transcript of the gene CADPS2, whose product is annotated as Ca++-dependent secretion activator 2. Bases 1 to 4554 code for a protein of 1517 amino acids. Gene Ontology annotation, biological process: synaptic vesicle exocytosis; dense core granule exocytosis; positive regulation of exocytosis. Gene Ontology annotation, cellular component: glutamatergic synapse. NCBI's taxonomy places the organism in Eukaryota, Metazoa, Chordata, Mammalia, Dermoptera, Cynocephalidae. The transcript has 30 exons. The record is from RefSeq and is a predicted model, not a curated record.